Messenger RNA from Fonsecaea monophora, 408 nucleotides. RefSeq lists its product as hypothetical. The record is from RefSeq and is a predicted model, not a curated record. The transcript has 2 exons. The coding region runs from base 1 to 408 and encodes 135 amino acids. NCBI's taxonomy places the organism in Eukaryota, Fungi, Ascomycota, Eurotiomycetes, Chaetothyriales, Herpotrichiellaceae. Gene Ontology annotation, cellular component: proteasome core complex.
AUGCGCAAUGACACGGAUCUGGGCCCUUCCGCAGUGGCCAGCUUUGUGAGAGGGGAGUUGGCGCGGAGUUUGAGGAGCAGGAAACCAUAUACGGUGAACUUGCUACUGGGGGGCGUUGAUCCGAUCACGAGGGAGCCGAGCCUGUACUGGUUGGACUACCUUGCGAGCAGCGUAAAGGUGCCAUACGCGUGUCACGGAUAUGCCCAGUAUUACUGCCUUUCAAUUCUCGACAAACACCACCACCCAGACAUCUCCUUCGACCAAGGCUUGAAGAUUCUGCGCAUGUGCACGGACGAGCUGCAGCGACGUCUCCCUAUUGACUUCAAGGGCAUGACGGUGAAGGUGGUCAAGAAAGACGGCAUCGUGGAUCUGGAGUAUGACACUAGCAAACAGGUCCUGGCUGCUUAG